Molecule: messenger RNA, 564 nt
Organism: Acanthocheilonema viteae
Lineage: Eukaryota; Metazoa; Nematoda; Chromadorea; Rhabditida; Onchocercidae
Source: the annotation of a GenBank genome assembly
AUGAUUACAGCGGUAAUUGGUUCAACGACAAAAAAUCCAUACCUGCAAUAUAUGUCAUUUGUAUUAGCCGCUGGUGUCGCCAUUUUACUUACCUUUGCACUGCUCUUUUUCUCCGUAUUCCUCUAUGUUGCGGGACGCCGUGAAACCAAAGGUGUCAAGUGGUACCAGUGUUUUCGUUCCGGUGAUACACAUUUUGCCCCUCGAACAAUUAAUGAAUUCAGUGAUCGAAGCAUUGGAAUGCUUCAUGAAAAGCUCAUUGAUACAAAGCCAUCAUUUUCGAGAGCGACCGCUGCUGCAAUGGCUAAUUCAUAUUUACGAUGUCCAGUUGCAUUCAUUUUUGCAAUCUAUUUGGUACUUGCUAUUUGGGGAUGCAAAGAUGUUCGAAUAGAUUUGAAAGAGGAGUAUUUUCUAUCAAAAGAAAGUGAAUCACGAAUAUUUAUCGAAAAUUAUCGUAUUGAAUUUGGACAAUAUGAAGAUUUUCUUGAAUUGGUAUUCGAUGAACCAAUUGAUUAUCUCGAUCCGCAUCGAAAGGAAGAAAUUCUUGCAAUUCUAGAAUGGCCUAUC